UCUUCCCAAUCUCAUCCAAUACUUUUUCUUCCAUUUUCAGCCCAGAUGCAUAUCGCAUUUCUCAUACCUUCUCAUUUCCCUCUUCCUCCGAUCUCAAUCUUCCUUAACCACCGAACCGAUUUCUUCUUCCUCCUUCUUCCUUGCUGCCUCAAUUUUUCCGAAGAUGGGGAAGCAAUCCAAACCCAGAAAACCCGAGGCUUUCGGAAAGGGGAAGGUCACUCCUAUUCAGAUCGCAUUCAUUGUCGACAGGUACUUAUGCGACAACAACUACUCUGAAACUCGCUCCAUGUUCAGAAACGAAGCUUCAUCCCUCAUUGCCAAUUCUCCAAUGCAAGAGGCACCCAAGACAUUGUUGAGUUUGGGAGAGAUGUUGGACGAGUAUAUCUGCUUGAAGGAGCUGAAGGUCGUAUUGGACCAGGAAAGAGUCCGUAUGGAUCAAGAAAAAUACAGGGUUCAGAUGUUAUUGCAAGGCAUGCAGAAUGUUAUGAACGCUUAUAAUGCAAGUGGGAGCCUUCCAGGACCUGCGCCAAAUCUCCCAGCAUCUGCCGCCAAAUCUAUGGUUCCUCAACCUCAGAUUAGCAACAAGUCUCCCUCCGGCAAUCCUACUCCAAUGCAAAACACAAUGAAUAUACAAAUUCGGCCUCAAUCUACCAACACCCAUGCAGAGGUGACACCCAUGAUGAAUCUGUCAGACCGAAAGAGAAAGGAUGCCAAAGUCAUGGAUGCCCCUUCAGCUGCAAAGAAAUCACGUGGUAGAUCGUCUGCCCGGAAAAUUCCAAGCCUAGGUCCAAACACACUACCCCAAUCUGAUAAUGCUGUGAAUGAUCAAUUAAUUGCUCAGCCCUCUUGUGCUGUUCAAUCAUCACCUGACAAUUGCAUGCCCGAUGGGACACAGGUUCAAGGAUCUACUGUUGCUAAAUGCUUGUUCAAUGAACCUUCACAUUCUAUUCCAGCCAAUUCGCCAAUUCUAAAGACGCUUCCGAGAGCAAAUUCCUCUCACAGUGACACGCAUGUAUCUCCGCCUGAGAUUUCUUCAGUUGCAAAUUGCAACAAAAGCCAUGCUUCUCGGGAGAUUACUCCCACUCGUUGCACUGUAAUUUCAACCAAAAGAGUAAUGGUCAGUCCUGCAAAACAGAUGGCUUACAUAGAGAGGCGCCAUUGCAUUUCUCCUCUUAAACCAGAUUCAGAAAAGACAAGUAAGAGGGAGCAUGUAAGGAGCAGGUUGGACUUUGAUGGCUCUGAUAUGCCAGAGAGCUUGGACAAGCCAUCAUCUAAUGACAUGUCCAGUUCCGAGUCUGAUAAAGAAAUGGACAUUUUUGACAUUGACUUUCCUAACUUAGAUGCUUUGGGAAUGGAUUUCUCGUUCACUGAGAUGUUAGGGGAACUAGACCUUCAUUGUGAAGGCAUUGACUUUUCUUGCCUCCCAACAUCAAACCUGUCCGAGGAUAAUGCUUCAGGGCCAUCUAAUGACUGUGAUCAGGCUAACCAAGUCAUGUCUGAAAUGUCUCCAAACGCGGCAGAAGUCCUAUCGGAGAAGGAAAUGAAUAUACAAGGUCCUGAUUGUUUGACUGCAAUGAAAUCCGUCACAAAAUGCAUAACAAUUUUAAGCCCUGUGAAAAACCACCAGCGCCUGCUGGAUCAAGACGACUCUAGGAGAGGGUGAUUUGUCAAGAAUGAAGAUGUAAAGAAUAACUCAGACUGACUUGGCACCUGCACUUGCUGCAGGAGAUUCUUGUGUUCCGAAAGAUGGCUUCUUGCAGUUGCUCGUUUAGGAUAACUCAUUCAUUCACACUCAGAUUACAUCAGCCUAAUUUAGAUUAGUUAUAUUUUGAUGGUAACUACCCAUGUUUAGCCAAUUAGUAUGUUUAGAUUAUCCGAAAUAGAUAAAUUAUUGUAUACAGUGGUAAGAAUGGAUAAUGAGAAGAACAGGUGAAUAUCGUAAACACUGGUAUUGCGUAAUCAAGAGUUUAAGCAUUGAAACCCGUAACUUCAAAAAGGUAGGUUUAGUUUUUCCCUUGCAGUCUCCAGAAACUGAAAGGAACAAAAAGGAAUUCCAGGCGGAAUUUUCUAUUGGGUUAGACGAUGUGCUUCCGUGGACCGUUUGCCUGAAUCAGGGUGAUAAGGCCUGAUGAAAAGCAAUUCUUUAAUAUUCAUUUUUAUGGGGGAACAAAUUGCCAGUCAAUCUGUUUAUUGCUUUUUGACUGGUGGUGUUGCCUUCAAAAUGAUUCCUUAAUAAAUACACUUUUCUUUGGAUGAAUCUUA
Prosopis cineraria is the source of this 2262-nucleotide messenger RNA. RefSeq lists its product as uncharacterized. The record is from RefSeq and is a predicted model, not a curated record. Bases 164 to 1663 code for a protein of 499 amino acids. Lineage: Eukaryota; Viridiplantae; Streptophyta; Magnoliopsida; Fabales; Fabaceae. The transcript has 7 exons.